Messenger RNA from Fusarium musae, 1650 nucleotides. RefSeq lists its product as uncharacterized. The record is from RefSeq and is a predicted model, not a curated record. Gene Ontology annotation, cellular component: membrane. Gene Ontology annotation, molecular function: transmembrane transporter activity. NCBI's taxonomy places the organism in Eukaryota, Fungi, Ascomycota, Sordariomycetes, Hypocreales, Nectriaceae. Gene Ontology annotation, biological process: transmembrane transport. The transcript is spliced from 6 exons. The coding region runs from base 1 to 1650 and encodes 549 amino acids.
AUGGCACAUUCCGAUGAUGUCCGUCCGUCAGACCCCAAGAACGCUGUUGACCUCCAUAUUGACUCAGCCGAUUCGGAUUCCUCCAAGUCAAUACCCUCAACCAAGGUAAUCCCUCUCAUCCCUACACUUCCCCUCGCUGCACCAGAGGAACCUCGGAGCUGGUGGCAACGACGGCCUAAACAGGAUGGAGAGGCUAUUGCAACCCGUCGGUCCGUCUUUGACGACCCGGACAUGGCGAGGCACUACCAGCCACGAUCUGACUGGGAGAAUCUGCAUCGAUUUGAUCCUUCCGAGAGGUGGAAUUUCAAUGAGGAGCGCAAGGUCAUUCGAAAGAUUGACAAACGGAUCAUGAUAUUCGCUUGUGUCAUGUUUAUGGCUCUUGAGCUGGAUCGAUCAAAUUUGUCUCAAGCUGUCUCGGAUAACUUUCUGCCAGACCUGAAGAUGGACACCAAUGAUUAUAACCUUGGAAACACCGUCUUCAAGUUGUCUUUCUUGUGUGCCGAACUUCCCUCGCAGCUUGUCAGCAAAUACCUUGGACCUGACCGUUGGAUUCCGAUGCAGUUGUGCCUCUGGAGUCUUAUCUCUGCGACGAUCCUAUACCUGAGUUAUUUCUACACUGCGAGUGAACUCACUGUUCGUCUGGCCUUCUUUUGGACGGCGUACAACGUCGCCGAUAUCAUCAGCGGGUUUCUCGGAGCAGGCUUCCUCCAACUGCGAGGUUGGCAUGGGUAUGAGGGCUGGAGAUGGUUGUUUCUCUUUGAGGGCCUGCUGACGCUCGCGGUUGGCAUCUCCGCAUGGUUUCUCAUGCCUGCUGGACCCACUCAAACCUCAGGCAUUCUCCGUGGUAAGAACGGUUGGUUCACUGAGCGAGAGGAGCGUAUCAUGGUGAACCGAGUGAUCCGUGACGAUCCCAGCAAGGGCGACAUGCAUAACCGCCAACCCAUUACUCCGAAGUUGCUAUGGGCAUCGCUCAAGGACUACGACCUCUGGCCAAUCUAUGCCAUAGGUUUGACCUUCUUGAUCCCAGCCACGCCACCCGCUCAGUACUUUACCUUGACCCUCCGGGGCCUCGGCUUUAAUGUUCUUGUCACCAAUCUUUUGACCAUUCCCUAUACGAUCCUCUCCAUUGGUGGCUUGCUACUGAUCUCGUACCUUGCUGAGAAGUGGAAUGAGAGAUCUCUGCUUGGCCUAGCUGUUCAGAUCUGGAAACUUCCGUUCAUGAUCUAUCUGUACGUCGUGGACAUGAGCACGGUCAACAGAUGGGCCUCGUUCGCGGUGUUGACGCUGUUGCUUGGUUCUCCGACUGCCCAUCCAAUCCAAGUCAGUUGGAACUCACGCAACUCCAAUACCGUUCGUUUGAGGACAGUCUCGGCGGCUGUUUACAACAUGUCCGUUCAAUCCGCCGGUAUUAUCGCAUCCAAUGUGUACCGCAAAGAAGACGCGCCGAGAUACCGUGAAGGAAACAAGAAUCUUUUGGCGAUCAUUGCGCUCAACAUUACAUUGUAUCUGUUGACCAGAACCUACUACAUUUGGAGAAACAAGAGCCGAGAUAGGAUUUGGGACGCCAUGGAUGAUGGGCAGAAGAAGCAUUAUCUUGACACCACAAAGGAUGAAGGCAAUAAGCGACUUGACUUUCGGUUUGCAUAUUAG